UCAGGAAAUUAAUAUUUCUUAACCACCAUGAAAAUCUCUCCAAAGAAACCUCACUUUUUUAAACCCAUCUUACCUGGUUUCAAGCAAGGAAUUAAAAUUCCUAAAGGUUUCUUGAAGUAUUUAAUGAGACACGAUCAGUAUGAACAUGCAAUAUUGACAAGGGCAGCAACUGCAGAUAAAAUGUGGCGGGUGAAAGUGAACGGCCGACGAUUAGAAGGUGGUUGGGAAAAGUUUGCAGAGCAACAUGAUUUGCAAUUGAGAGAUAUCUUGGUGUUUAGACAUGAAGGAGAUAUGGAAUUUGAAGUUUCCAUAUUUGAUUUAAAUCAACAAUGUGAGAGAGAAUACGAAGAAGAAGGAGGAGGAGGAGAAGCUACUAUUGCACAUGAGCCUCUAGGUUGUUCCCAUUUUGAAUGCAUUAUUAAGCCAUAUUGUCUUAAAUAUGACUACCUGUGCCUUCCUAAACAUUUUGUCUUGGCGAACAAUCUCACGAACAAGAAAUGUGAUUUGAUUAUUAGAGAUGAAAGACAAAAAUCAUGGAAUUUGAAAUUAGCUUCUUAUGAUUCACAUCGAGUCAAUAUUGGAAAUGGAUGGCAUGAAUUCAGAGUUGUGAAUGACUUGAAGGAGGGAGAUCGAGUAAUGUUUGAGAUUGUUACUAAUGGAAAGAAACUAAUAUGGCAAUUUCAUAACAAGCCAAACCACAACAUCAAGUCAUCAAGAAAAUCAUCUCCCCUUGCAGAAGUUGUUACUCACAAACCUAUUGCUCAUUCACAUUUUGUAUGCAUUGUUAGACCCUACUGCCUCUCAAGGGAUAGCUUGUUAAUCCCUAAAGAAUUUGCAUCGGCAAAUGGUCUCUUCAACAUCAAGAAGCGUGAUUUGCUUGUUAGAGAUGAAAGACAGAGAUCGUGGAAUGUAAUAUUACGUUUAUAUAAUAAUAAUUAUGUGUAUCUUAAGAAUGGAUGGAAUAAAAUUCGCGAUGCAAAUUGCUUAAAGGAGGGGGAUCGCAUAAUGUUUGAGGUUGUUACUGAUAGAAAGAAACCAAUAUGGAAAUUUUAUGGCAAAAUUUCUGAAGAGAAUGACUGA
Molecule: messenger RNA, 1080 nt
Organism: Solanum dulcamara
Lineage: Eukaryota; Viridiplantae; Streptophyta; Magnoliopsida; Solanales; Solanaceae
Product: B3 domain-containing protein REM10-like
Exons: 8
Coding region: 28-1080 (350 amino acids)
Molecular function (GO): DNA binding
Source: RefSeq, a predicted model, not a curated record